Messenger RNA from Menidia menidia (Atlantic silverside), 1982 nucleotides. NCBI's taxonomy places the organism in Eukaryota, Metazoa, Chordata, Actinopteri, Atheriniformes, Atherinopsidae. The record is from the annotation of a GenBank genome assembly.
CGGGGGUCCGACCAAUGAGAUCAAACAUGCUUUAGUUUUCAGAUCUCGCGAUAGCUUCGUUUUGUGACGCCAUUUCCUGUGUGCUCCGUGAUUUUUUUCAAACAGCCCAAUGAACGGAGUCGGCCGGUUGCUUUUGCUCGAACAACCCAAUCAGAAGAGUUUGUUGUACGAAUUUAAAGGUCUGUGUGGCAUUUUCCGUGAAUCACAAUCCCUGCUCGAGGUUGAAGAAAUUCCUUUUUAAGUUUCCACUGUUGUCCAGCUCCAGCACUUCUUGAAAAUGUCCGAGAACGUCGCCCGCCUGAACAAGUUCAAGAACAAAGGCAAAGACAACCAUGAGCUCCGACGCAGGCGCGUGGAGGUUAACGUCGAGCUCCGGAAGGCGAAGAAAGAUGACCAGAUUUUCAAAAGGAGAAACGUGGAUCUGUCGCCCGACGAGGCCACUUCCCCUCUCCAAGAGAGAAACCAGAAUUCCCAGGCUAUGCGUCAGUGGACAGUGGAGGAGAUUGUUGCAGGAGUGACCAGCGGUAACCAGGAGUCCCAGCUCCAGGCCACGCAGGCCGCAAGGAAGCUGCUGUCUCGGGACAAACACCCCCCCAUUGACCAACUCAUCGGUGCUGGCCUGAUCCCCAAGUUUGUGUCCUUCCUGGGAUGGGCGGACUGCCCGCCGAUCCAGUUCGAGGCGUCCUGGGCUCUGACAAACAUUGCCUCCGGGACGUCCGAUCAGACGGCGGCGGUUGUGGCGGGCGGUGCUGUUCCAGCUUUUAUCGAGCUGGUCUUAUCUCCUCACCAGCACAUCAGUGAACAGGCAAUCUGGGCCCUUGGAAACAUUGCUGGUGAUGGCUCAGCUCUCAGAGACAAAGUUAUCAAACAUGGAGCUGUGGCCCCUCUUCUCAGUCUGCUGGCACUCCCAGAUCUGACUGCUUUUAGUCCCGGCUAUCUGAGAAACGUGACAUGGACCCUGUCCAACCUCUGCCGUAACAAGAACCCCUCCCCUCCGAUGACCGCCAUCCAGCAGAUGCUGCCCGCGCUCAUUCGCCUCCUUCACCACGACGACGUGGAGGUGUUGGCCGACGCCUGCUGGGCUGUGUCUUACCUCACGGACGGCCCCAACGACCGCAUUGAGGUGGUGGUCCAGACCGGUUUGAUCCCGCGACUGGUCAAGCUGCUCGGCUUUGAGGAGCUGCCCAUCGUGACCCCGGCGCUGCGGGCCAUCGGCAACAUUGUGACCGGCACAGACGAGCAGACCCAGGCCGUGCUGGACGCCGGGGCCCUGUCCAUGUUCCCCCGACUGCUGCGCCACAAAAAGGCCAACAUUCAGAAGGAGGCAGCCUGGACUCUGUCCAACAUCACGGCGGGGAAGGACUCUCAGAUCCAGGCUGUCAUCGACGCAGGCCUGGUUCCGCACUUGGUCGACAUACUCGCCCGGGGUGACUACAAAACUCAGAAAGAGGCUGUCUGGGCAGUUACAAACUACACCAGUGGGGGCACCGUUCAGCAGGUGGUCUACCUUGUGCAGGCCAAUAUCCUUGUGCCUCUUCUGGGUCUGCUGGCCUCCAAGGACAGCAAAACUGUCCUGGUCAUCUUGGAUGCAAUCACCAACAUCUUUUUGGCUGGUGAUAAGAUUGGGGAGUCGGACAAGCUGAGUUUGAUGAUUGAGGAAUGCGGAGGGCUGGAUAAGAUCGAGGAGCUGCAGUCUCACGAGAACGAGAUGGUCUACAAAGCUGCCCUGAACCUGAUUGAGAAGUACUUUUCCGAUGAGGAGGAGGUUGUGCAGUGUGUGGCCCCCGAAUCAACCGAUGACGGUUAUGCUUUCCAGAUCAGUGAAAACCAGAGCACUUUCAAUUUCUAGAUGACUUUCUCCUCCUGUCUGUACUGUAACCUCAUUGAUACUGUUUGUCCCUUAUUCAUGUGGUUUUGUAUGUACUGUACAUACUGUUUUAACAUUGAGAAAUCUUUGUAAAUAAAGUUGCUGUUGUAUCAUG